Messenger RNA from Talaromyces stipitatus ATCC 10500, 1583 nucleotides. Its product is annotated as integral membrane protein, putative. Bases 193 to 1476 code for a protein of 427 amino acids. The record is from RefSeq and is a predicted model, not a curated record. The transcript has 8 exons. Lineage: Eukaryota; Fungi; Ascomycota; Eurotiomycetes; Eurotiales; Trichocomaceae.
GUGGAGAAUUAAUGCAGUAGAGCUUAAAAAGUUUAAGUGCUGACUGUUAAGUACUUAGAUCAACACCUGCUAAGUUCGGUGAACAGAUGGUACGUAUAUUUUGGUAUAUACCUACAAAUGACAGGAAGAACUGCGAGAUCCAUGACAACAACUCUUUCAAGCAGUUCGGAUAACAAGAGAUAACCUUGGAAGAUGCGAUCAUUCGCGAUCACCGCAAUUUUUGCAGUAAUCUCGACUGUUGUCAUCGCCACAGCCCCCCCGCCUAGUGAAACAGCACUUCUGGGAGAGCUGCCACCUUGCGGACUUGCUUGCCUUGAACAAGAGAUCCCCAAGUCGAAUUGCACGGCGACAGAUUUGCCAUGCAUCUGUACGAACAAGGAGCUGAACGGACUGAUUGCUCUUUGCGUUUCACAAUCCUGUACAAUUCGAGAAUCACUCACGACCAAAAAUGUGACUUCCACUCUCUGUGGCGCGCCAGUAAGGGACCGUACUUCCAUUGUCUCAAAUGCUGGGAUUAUUGGAGGCGUUGUCGCGGUCUUCUUUUACAUUCUACGAAUGCUGUCUCGUGUACCACAGUUUGGAGGAGGUACAUUGGGUUUGGAUGAUGCGGUUAUGACUCUGGUCGUUGCACUGGCAAUUGCGCUGGCAGCAUUGUCCGAUGUUUUGGCCAAGCAUGGCCUUGGAAAGGAUAUGUGGACAGUUCCAUUUGAUGACAUUACAUACAUUCUCUACAUCUACUAUUUCGACGAGGAUAUCUACCUCAGCAUCUUACCGCUCACCAAAAUAUCAAUCCUGCUGUUCUAUCUUCGAGUCUUUCCACAAAGAUACUUCCGAAAUGCGGCAUAUGUCGCUAUUGCGUUGAAUGUGGGUUACUGGAUUGCCUUCGUGCUCGUCUCUGUCUUUCAAUGUCGUCCCAUCAACGCUGCAUGGCUCCGAUGGGAUGGCGAACAUCCGGCGAAAUGCCAGAAUAUCAACGCUCAAGGAUGGACGUCAGCCGUGCUCAACAUGGCUCUUGACAUUCUUACUAUGGUUUUGCCUUUGCAUGAAUUGAGAAAACUCACCAUGUCGAUGCGAAAGAAGAUUCUAGUGAUGAUUAUGUUUAGUCUGGGUAUUUUCGUGACCCUUGUCAGUAUACUACGGUUGCACACUUUGGUCGAAUUUUCCAAUACGUCGAACCUCACAUGGGACUACGUGGAGCUGGGUUACUGGAGCACAAUCGAAGUCGACGUCGGUAUAAUAUGUGCCUGUCUACCCGCCAUACGAAAACUUCUUUGGAAAAUCUUCCCAAAUACAUUGGGCAGCGCUGUUCGUCGUGGUGCAAAAACUCCGAAUUACUACGAACAGCGAUCUGGUCACUCUGGCGGUAUGAUUAGGGAGAAUCGACGUGCCACUCUGGAAGAUGGCGAUGCUUUCCCGCUUGUCGAGGUGACUACUCUUGUGGAAGUGACUUCUCAUACAGAGUUGCCAAAGGUCUGAAGAGCUGGAUAAUUUUUUUUCCCUAUGUUUCCUUUUUUUGCUUGGCCUCCCAAAAGCGUUGAUAUGCCAAUCUAUUACAUUACAUUUGUACCAUCAUUCCAUUUAUU